Messenger RNA from Exophiala spinifera, 1854 nucleotides. RefSeq lists its product as uncharacterized. Gene Ontology annotation, molecular function: zinc ion binding; DNA binding. Gene Ontology annotation, biological process: DNA-templated transcription. The transcript has a single exon. Bases 1 to 1854 code for a protein of 617 amino acids. Gene Ontology annotation, cellular component: nucleus. Lineage: Eukaryota; Fungi; Ascomycota; Eurotiomycetes; Chaetothyriales; Herpotrichiellaceae. The record is from RefSeq and is a predicted model, not a curated record.
AUGUCCUCGCAGGACCACAAGGACCUCGUCAAUGUCUUGGGCUAUUCCACUCACAGUAAAUACAAUUCCCUCAGCUUGGUCAAAAUGGUGGGCGUCGCGUCUUCAUCCACCUCGAGCCCUCUUUCUACCUUGGGUAGUAAGCAUAUAGCUCUGGACCACAAAUAUCGAUCCCUCAUCCGUCAGUUACCAUCAAAGGAGUAUAUCGACAUCCUCGUCCGGCAAUUUUUCUCGGAUAUCAAUUGGCACUACGAUGUAAUCGACGAGAUCACUUUCCAUCAACAACUGGAGACUUGGAGACGCAUUCCUUACUCAGCUCAGAGCAACGCGACGACUGUCCUGCCCGGCGACGUUUUUGCAUUUCCUUGCCUGCUUUUCCAGGUUAUGGCCCAUGCGCUGAUACAUCAACCUGUCACUGACGGAAGUUGUGCAAGCCUUGAAUCCCUGAAAUACGCCUCAGAGAUGACAUUCGUCGAUUUGGCGCGCGACUUCUCCGAAGCUGGCUUUACCAUCCUGGAGAGCAUUGCCAAAAAAGAAGUGACAGUCGUGGCUGUGCAGGCAGAGCUCCUACGUGCGUCUUUCUUAAAAAACACUGGAAAUGCCAUCCAGGCCUGGCAUGUUCUCGGAAUCGCCGUCCGAGACGCGCAGGAAGUAGGGCUUCAUGCGGAAUCAGUCUCACUAACUCCGCCGGUAAGCAUUGAUACUCGGUGGGAGAAAGAGACGAGACGCAAGCUUUGGUUUGUGCUACACAAUUGGGACAUUCACAUGGCUGUCGUGCUAGGGAGACCAAUUGCAACAAUGAUGGCUGCUGAAAACUCACCUAAUCUUCCUGAAGACCUCGCGCAACGAGAGAGUGGAAUGCCGCCAAGAAGGAGGUCGGCUCAAGAUCCUCCUACCCCAUUUAGUGUGAUCUAUGUGGGCUACCGCGUUGCAUAUCGAUAUUUUCCACGAGUCCAUGCUAUUGAGAACCGUGGAGCAAGAACAGAAGACUACCAGAUUGUUCGAGAGACGCAUACCGCCAUUGUGGAGAACGUCGACCGUCUACCACUUUGGUGUCGAUACGAAGACCCCGAUGUACACUUUGACAAAUUAACAGGCUGUCACUGGUUACCUGCAGCACGCCAGGCAUUGACGAGUGGAAUUUAUUUCGUUUUACUCUCACUACAUCGCCCUUACAUAUUCACUAUGGCUGAAAGUCGGACGGAGGCACUCAAGGCGUCACUGAAGAUCCUGACCGUUCAGAGGCGAUUACAUUAUCUGUCAGAACCACGGCAGUAUAUCUCAUUCAGCAUGGUCUAUCCAUUGUUUGACGCGAUGGUCAUUUCACUGGCCACUGUUACGCUAUUUCCGAAUGAAAACCUCGAUAUUUUCCCAGAACUGGUGCGAGAUGUGCGCUGGGGUAUUGAUGUGCUCAGCAUGAUCGGCGAGCAUAAUACCAUGGCUCGGUCGGCGCAUGGCGUUGUGAAGAAGCUAUUCUCACAUCUAGGCCAAUCUGGUGAGCAAGCUAGUCAGCAAUUGAGCAACAAGAGCGAGGGCGGAGACUGUUCGCACACUGGGACAGCAAAUGUCUAUAGUGCCGAUACGCAUUUAAUCGGAGAUUCUACUGAUGGCAAUAUCGACGUUGACUUAUCGUCACCUUCUUACCAGCGAACGGAGUUAGGGGCAUUGCAUCCUCAUAAUUUUAACUUUGACACUCUAUUGCCUCCUCGGCCGACACAAGAUCUAAUCUAUCAAAAUAUAUACGCACCAAAUCCACAGGAAGCCUACCAGGGCCCCGACCUUUGGUUGGAGAGUGCAGAACUCGGUGGCAUUUACCAAGACAACAAUUUCUGGAGCCUCAUGAACGAAUUCAGUUAA